GACAGCUUAACUUGCAAAUGUAUUAAUUUGUUACCUGUGUGAAGCAACAAACUGUAGAGAAAAAAGCUUGAAGAUGGAAUAAAACUAUUAAGGAAUAUUUUACUAAUUCGGAACAGGAGGACAGGAGAAAAUAAGAGGAAUUUGAGCUCAUUGAUUAAUAAUAAUCUUGAAAAUAAUAUUCACUACGAAGACAACAGUCGGAGUGAAAUGAUUGUUAAGGAGUGGAUCUGAACAGCAGAAAAAAACUUGUAACAAACUAAUAUUGAAAAAAAAAAAAAUGGAAAUGUUUAAAGAGCUAAACUGUAGUGGGUUUAUCUAAGUUUACUAAUCUAAGUCUACGAAAUCGUUGACGAAAAAUCAUCAAGGAUCUUUCUUCAAAUAAGUGAAGUGAAGGGAACUAAAAAUUUCUCAAACGCCUUUUUGUUACUAGUGAUCGAAACCUAUCUUGAUGUCCUCGGCCGAUGCAGAAGAUACGGACGAAGAGCUCGAUGCGUUCUUACAGUUGGAGGAAGAUUUGCGAAACAUAAAAUCUGUGAUUCAUGUUACCCGAGAAAACAUCGACGCUCUAAAUGAAAAAUUUGCUGACUUUCAGCAGCCACCGGCGCUGUACCUGGAAGAGUAUCAGGAACUCACCUCAAAACUUCAUGAUCUUGAGAUCAAGGAACAGGAUCUUAUGGAAAAGAAGAUACAAAUGCAGAAUGAACAGUUAAGCGAACCCAGCGAACCUCCUGAUCCAGCAGAGCGGGUAGAGACUGAGAGCAUGUGCGGUACACUAAGUAGACAGUCGAAAAUGUUAUUACGAGCCUUCUUACCAAAUCAGCAACGUACAUCCGUGCAAGUAAUUCCAGGAAUGCGGUUAAAGGACGCCUUAGCGAAAGCAUUAAAACGCCGUAACCUUACUUGUGAGUUCUGUGAGGUAACUGCCGGCAACAGUAACUAUCCGAUUCCGUGGGAAACUGAUGUAAGCGCUCUAAACUGCGAUGAAGUGUUCGUUCGUAUCCUGGACAUUGGAUUCCCAACGUAUAUAUCGCAUCAGUUUAUCCGGAAAACAUUUUUUUCCCUUGCAUUCUGUGAGUGCUGCCGCCGUUUGCUGUUUACUGGAUUUUACUGUAAUCAGUGUAACUAUAGAUUCCACCAGCGAUGUGUCGAUAAAGUACCACCUAUAUGCAGCAAGCGACACAUGGAUAGCACAUUUUAUCAUGUGCUUCUGGCCAACCCAGAAAGCACGGCUGGCAUCAUUAAUCCAGGGGCCGGUGGAUACAGUACAAGCUUGCGUCAUCCACGUUCUCUCAACCAGCAUGAUCGUUCCAAUUCGGCUCCAAAUGUUUGCAUUAAUAAUGUGAUAAAGCCAUUCUUCGGAGGAGAAAAUAGACAUGUGAUCAGCAAUCGACCAUUACAGGCACAACCAAAUCAAGAGCAUUCGCAUUCCACACAAGCAUCACCUACAAACACAUUAAACCAUAGCAAAAGACCGCGGGCUCGAUCAGCUGAUGAAAGCAAUAAGAAUCUGCUAUCUCCAAGGGAUUCCAAGCAAUCCGAUGAAAACUGGAAUAUCCAGGCAGAGGAAAUUUUAAUAGGACAACGAAUUGGUUCUGGAUCGUUUGGUACAGUUUAUAAAGCUCAUUGGCAUGGACCAGUGGCCGUAAAAACAUUGAACGUAAAAACCCCAAGUCCGGCACAGCUACAAGCAUUCAAGAAUGAAGUAGCAAUGUUAAAGAAAACACGUCAUUGCAACAUUCUACUAUUUAUGGGUUGUGUUAGUAAACCAUCUCUAGCGAUUGUGACGCAAUGGUGUGAAGGUAGCAGUUUGUAUAAACAUAUUCACGUUAACGAGACCAAGUUCAAGCUAAACACGCUGAUUGAUAUCGCUCGGCAAGCAGCUCAAGGAAUGGAUUAUUUACAUGCAAAAAAUAUUAUUCAUCGUGAUCUUAAGUCUAAUAACAUUUUCUUGCAUGAUGAUUUUUCGGUGAAAAUUGGUGACUUCGGCUUAGCAACAGCAAAGGUACGGUGGUCCGGAUCUCAACAAUCGAAUCAACCAACUGGAAGUAUUCUUUGGAUGGCACCGGAAGUUAUUCGUAUGAAGGAGCAAAAUCCUUAUUCAUUUCAAAGUGACGUUUACGCGUUCGGUAUUGUACUAUACGAAAUGCUGACCGAGCAAUUGCCAUACAAUCACAUCAAUAACAAAGACCAGAUUUUGUUCAUGGUUGGCUGUGGAAAGUUACGGCCAGAUUCGACAAAAGUACGAACUGACUGUCCACAAGCUUUAAAGCGUUGUGUUGAGGAUUGCAUUAAGUUCAAUCGUGAUGAACGACCGCUCUUUCGAUUAUUGCUAAACAUGUUAGAAAAUAUGCUGCGAACCAUGCCUAAGUUCCACCGUAGCGCAAGUGAACCUAAUUUUACUCAGACCCAACUACAAAAUGACGAUUUUCUAUAUAUGUGUUCAAGUCCUAAGACACCGGUAAACUUCCACAACUUUCAAUUCUACAACGGCGCAGGAAAUUAUUAACCUAUUGAACUGAUAUAAUAGUCGUUACUAGAAACAUGCUUUAUUGUUUUAUAAAUUAAACAGAUUCAUCUUGUUAGUUUCUCGCGUAGAAGUGUAGAAUGCAGUAAAUCUUGCAAAUAGAUCAUCGCAUAGUAAAAGGAUGAUAGUAAAAACAAAUUAAACAAGUACGACAAAAUGACAGGAAUUUUGUCAUGAAAAAUCCAAGCGUUUGAUAAAACUACUUACUAUCUGUUUAUCUUUACUUAAUUUGUGUAGCACGCAUGAAUGAUAGCUUAUUUGAAUAAAAUCUCAUUAUACAAUUUUUUAAACGAGA
Messenger RNA from Anopheles arabiensis, 2819 nucleotides. RefSeq names its product raf homolog serine/threonine-protein kinase Raf. The record is from RefSeq and is a predicted model, not a curated record. The transcript has 4 exons. NCBI's taxonomy places the organism in Eukaryota, Metazoa, Arthropoda, Insecta, Diptera, Culicidae. Gene Ontology annotation, biological process: signal transduction; protein phosphorylation. The coding region runs from base 449 to 2506 and encodes 685 amino acids. Gene Ontology annotation, molecular function: protein kinase activity; ATP binding.